UGUUCCUUAUGUGUAGAGCCUCGUAUAAAGUAUUCUGUGUCAGGAUGACAUCGGUUUGUGAAAAUCAAAAUCGAUUUUUUCUCAAACAGAUUUAAAGAUUAAUUUACAGUUGUUAGUAGCAAAAGUUCAGGAAGAGUAUCAUUAGAAACAAGUGAAGAUAGAGUUAAGUUUAAAUUAUUACUUUACAUUUCCUGGCCAUUCAUUCGACUCACGUCACUACCAUUUCACUGCAGUUCCAUGCAUUGCGUUUUUAAUAGUUCGUAUCAUUAAUAAUUUUAUAAUAAAAUUUAUUUUCGAAACUUAAUGUUAACACGUGUAUAUCAGAGCCCUAUCUUGCAUAUCUAAUAUCUGGUACAAUAUCUUUAAUGUGAGAUUUUCCAUAGGAGAAGGCAAUCAUUGUUUAAAUUCGCCCCCUUCCUCCAGGAAUUUUAGUUCCUUGAAACAAGCUUGAAAAGAACCGUUCUAACUUCAUCAUGCGGUAAUAUACAAGUAGACAACGGUACGUAGUCUCCAUUGGUUCAUGGCAACAGUAAGUGACGAUGUCGAAACAAGAAAAAAGAUAUGGAAAAGGUUUUUAAAAAGGGUCAACACAAACAGACGCUAUAAAAACCAACCUAACAGUGGAUUCUCCAGUCUAAGCCAACGGUUAUAAACGAACAAACACAUGAAAUCGUCGUAUUCUUUGAUUCGCCGCGUGAACACCAGGAGCUGUGAGACAUGGACCUUCAGCCCAGAUUUAUACAGAUGCUGCAGCUACUGGUAGCCGUGGCUCUCUGCGUUCCAUCGACAACUGCGCAACAUCUGAUAGCAUUUUUUGUUGUUCAACAGCCUCCUGCAGUAGUGACACUUAACAGCGUUCCGGUGUCCGCCACUCACAUUAAGCUAGGCCCACACCCACUGUCAACUGGAGGUGCAGUCGUAGCACCAGGAACGCUUAGCACAGCGGCUCUCAUUGGUCCAGUCAACGUAGAGAGCAUUGUUCCAGCACCAACUGACAUUCAGAAUCUACCACAUCUGGGUGCACAUCAAAUAGAUCCAGACGCUUCCACUACCGGCGUUCCCAUACCAAUUCCACUGAAACUGUUCUUUACACGUUUCCCGCCAUUUAUUGAAACAAUCGUUCAAAAAAUUCAAAAUUAUUUUUCUACUUACAAUCACGCAGAAAGUGAGAAUAAUCUAGCUUCGCCACCGUAUAAUACGCCACUGCAAACAACGACGACGACUACGCCAGCGCCGAUGUCUGCAACAAUGAUUGAGUUGCCCUCCACAACAAUUACCUCGCCCCUUCCUCCAAAUACAGGAUCAGAGCCUGGAAAUCGCGACCAAACAGAUGAUGACACUUCGCCGCCCCCAUCCUUCACUGAACCGGAGGACAAUAAGUGGUAGGCUACAUCCAUUGGUGUACAACUCUUUCAUAUCCAAAAAGCAGGUUUCCAGAGAUUCACACAUCAAGACUAUUAUUAACCACCACCAUGAUUUAUAUUUUGUGCAGUUAGGUUUAAAUUAUAUAUUGAUUUAAUUUUAUUGACAAAUACACUUCUAAAUUUCACACAAUGUUUUAACGUCGUAAAUCUUAUUUCCAAUUCCUUUUGUCAAUCUGGUAACUGAGUUUCCACUUAAUUGUUUUAAAAAUACGUAAAAAAAGUCUCGUAAUAACUCAGCUAACAAUGACGUAACAGUAUGCGUUCUGAUGAUGUGGAAUUUUAGUACUGGAAAAGUAGUCCGUACUAAAUGAAAAAUAAAGCUCACGAUUUCGAAACACUCGAGGACAGAAGUUCUAGAGAAAUUCCUAACGUUUGUCCUCAUCGCAAUGCAUAUGACAUCAAAGUGUAAAGUAUUUUGUCUCCGAUUACAAAAGAACAUCUACAACGUGUUUAACCCAUUUGACUUUUUCUUCAAGCAAAAACUUUACCUACAAUAAGUAAUGGUCACCAUAUACUGUAAAGACGAUCAAAUCAAACACAAUGAUAUGGGUGGAACAAAUGAGAUACGCAAGAGUUUAGUCAAGAAGCCUCAAGAAAAGAAACAUUACUUGAAAGUUCAAGAUAUACGUAGAUCGGGGUAAUAUUAAGAAUUAUCUUAGAGAAAUAAUGUGUGAUGGUGAAGGCUAGAUUGAACUGGUUCAGAAUAGAAUCCAAUGCCUGGCUUUCCUAUUCACGACCGUGAACGUAUGACAGCCUUAAAAUCAUGACAUUCUUUGACCUGUAUUUUAAUGUUCUAUUACCUUCUUAAAAUAUUUCUUCGUAACCGUUGCAUUUUAAAUCAACUCUUCAACCUGCAGUUUUAUUACGGAUUAAAAUCAACGUAGCCUCUUCCAGA
Molecule: messenger RNA, 2319 nt
Organism: Zootermopsis nevadensis
Lineage: Eukaryota; Metazoa; Arthropoda; Insecta; Blattodea; Termopsidae
Source: RefSeq, a predicted model, not a curated record